GCAGGAGCGCCCCAUCGACCACCUUGGCACGAGUUCACCCACCCAUGGCGCUGCUUCCGGCAGAUGAGCUUCGACUCUUAGGGCUGCCACUGGUGGAACCUCCAGCGACGCGGACGCUACUCCGACGCGCGGGACUCGCCGGACUCCGCCGCGGAAGCGCCGUGGGCGGAAGCGCCGUGGCUGCCGCAGGGGCAGCAGAUCUCGGUGUGGAGGAGAUCAAAGCGCGGAUGGAAGAGAAGGCGAAAGGUCUGAAGCUCUCUGCAGUGCUGUUGGCGGUGGAGUCGGAGCCGCCCUACUACGAGCAGAGCUUGGAAUGGCGCCGAGAUCGUUUGGGCGCUGGUGCUGUGGAAGAGCUCUGCAAGAGCGUCGUUUUGGAAAACACCAAGCUGGACGACGCUUCUGAGCCUGGACGCGUUCGCUGUGUCCUCGUGAUCGUGCAGUACGUGGCGAAGCUGCAUAAGGAGAAACUGAUUAAGGUGGUUCAAGCCUUGGAGGCUGCGAGGAGUCUGGCACCGCUGGGCAAGAAGCAAUACAACAUGAGGCUCUUAGAAGGAGCUGCCUGUGAAGCGAUCACGGGCUGCGGACACAAUGCAGUGACCCCUUUGGGACAGGACCUUCCGAUGAUCCUCAGCGAUGGCAUUGCAAAGCUCGAGCACUUUUGGCUGGGAGGGGGUCACGUUGAUUUGAAGUUGCGGCUGAACACGGCGGAAGCCAUCAAGACAUUUGAGAUGACUGUGGCAGAUGUCCUUGUGGAGCAACACCUCCUACGAAGGGUCUGGGGUGCCUGGCGGAGCCGACGAGAGACGCCGAAGCGGAUGGGAUCUACCAACGUCUUUCGCUCGCUCCGGGUGGACGUGGAGCGUCCUCGGUGUCGCGACGACGGGAUCGCACGCAACGGUGGCGUCGUGCCAAGGCCCAGCAAGAACGAGUGGUAUGAAGGAGAAGGGAAGUUCACGUUCCCCAACGGCGUCGUCUACGUCGGUCAGUUCCGGAAAGGCGAAUUCCACGGGCAAGGAGCCUUGGUCUACCCGAAUGGGGGCCGCUACCAAGCUACGUGGGAGCGUGGAUAUGCGGUGGAGGGCAGGUAUGUGUUCAAUGACGGGCUCUUGUAUGAAGACAAGAACUGGCAGUAUGUGUCGCAGGGCGAUCGCCGCUUCUACACCGAAGUCAAGGAAGGUCUGAAGCCUGCGGGUGAGACGCUGUUGACCAACGAAAAGGUGCCUCCAGCGAUCCCCAAGGGAAGCUACGACUAUGGCCUUGGGGCCCGAGAGCAGUGGGUGAAGCGGCGCCUGCCCCUCGCUCUCCUCAGCUUUCGUGUGGCGCUGCUCUUCGUGUGUCGCAGGCCGCACCUUGGGCUUGCUCCACGCACUGUGCACAGGCGUGCAGCCGUGACCUCGGGCGCUUGGACCUCGGCGCGCACCACGUCGCCGCCGUUUGCGGAGCACGCGGACGCGUCCAGUUGGGGUCGCUGGAGCUGCUUCGCACACAUCUACUGCAUCAACCUGGAUGACAGGCCUGAGCGGUGGCGCUUCAUGGACCAGCAGUUCAAGGAGUUGGGGAUGCCUGCAGAGCGGUGGAGCGCCUUCGAUGGGCGGCGCUUGGACUUCAAAGCACUCGAGGAGUUGGUCUACGGCGGCGAGCUGAGCGCGGAAGCGGUGCAGCGGCUCUUCUUGCCGAACCAGCAGAAGGUCUUUGGGAUGGACUUGACGCCGGGCGCCAUCGGCUGUGCGCUGUCGCACAUGCAGAUUUGGCUGGAUAUCAUGACGCGUCAUGGUCGAGGCGAGUUCCACGGCGACGAGCGAAGCCAAUUCCUGGUGGUGGAGGACGAUUGCGAGUUCGUGUCUCACUUCGAUGAGGACCAAGUGCAACAGCGCUUGGAAGAAGUUCCUCAGGAUUGGCAGCUGGUCUUCUUGGGUGGCGUGGAUGCCAUGGGUCUUCAACCACUCCUGCAGAUCUCCCCGGGAGUCAGGCGGGUCUAUAACGGUUCGCGUGAGACCACGGCCUAUGUGAUCAAUGUGGAAGGCGCACGUGAGGCAUUGAAGGUCUGCUUCCCGCUGUCAUGGCAGCUGGAUACCAUGCUGACGAUGCACUCACGGCUCUGCGAUCCUCCCCUGUGGGUCAGCGAGGACAUGCAGUUGUCCUAUACUGUGAAGCCCAUGAGUUACAUCUUAUGGCCUCCCCUGGCGCUGCAGAACAAGCGCGACUUCCGGACAGAUGUCCAGAAAGAUGAGCAUCCGGAGUUCCUCCGGUCCAACAGCUACCGCGUGGCGCCGCCCGUGCUGCCGUCGCCGCCGAGCUCGCGGCGCGACACGGAGCUGGUGACGGUGGAGGAGCUGCGGGCCUUGGAGAGGAGAUAUGCCUUGGUUGGCAGCUGGGAUGAUUGGUUGACCUUCCACCCGUUCGACUUGGCCGAUGGCCCCAUCCUGGCAGCCGAGGUGGAUGUACCACCCGGCGCACCGGUGGAGUUUCAAGUGCUCAGGGACAACGAUUGGAACCAACGCUUCUACCCUGAAGCGGAUGGCAGCAUUCGCAUGGGCGGUUCCCGCGAUGCCCAUGGGAAGAACUGGCAGCAGCCCGUGCCUCUGGGUCCACCCAAGAAGUUGCACGUGACCUGGGAUCCGACCAACGGAGGCCGCCUGGAGCAUUGCUUGGAAGAGCCCUCUAGUGUUGCCCUGGCGCGGCGCUACGCGCUGGCUGGAAGUUGGGAUGGGUGGACGACGGAGACCGUUUUCGUCCAUUCGGCGGAGCAGUUGGGCACGUAUGUGGCGGCAGUGGAAGUGCCAAAAGGCAUAGACAUUGAGUUCCAAGUCGUGUGCCCGGGCGGCGAGUUCGACGAGCGCAUCUUCCCCGCGGAGGACGGCGAGAUCCUGGGGCCCAGCGGUGACUCCUUCGGUCGAAAUUGGCGCUUGCCUGCCGUGGCACAACCACAGACGCUCUGGGUGUACUGGAGCCCUGUGGGCAAGCGACGCUUGUCCGUCUUCUUGGACCACAUUGGCGCUGAGCCACACUUGCCUGGCCGCUCUGCGCCCUCGCCCCCGGCCGCGCCCGGCGCUGGCUACUACGAUCCCGCGACGGAGCAGAUCAUGUCCUAUGACGGGAAGGAGGUCCUUGGCUACGUCAAUGAGGUGGAAGAGGCCUGGAUCAAGGACCAUUGCCGAAAAGGCUUCGAGGAUUUGCCCAGCGAGACCCAAGGCAGCAGCCCGGCACCCGAAGAGGUAGAGGCUGUGCCUGAAGAACAGAAGGCUCAGUAG
Molecule: messenger RNA, 3251 nt
Organism: Durusdinium trenchii
Lineage: Eukaryota; Dinophyceae; Suessiales; Symbiodiniaceae
Source: the annotation of a GenBank genome assembly